AAAAGAAAUUGGCAUCGAACAUGUGUUGCCACUUGAUUUUGCUGACAGUAGAUAUGCGAACGACACCAAAAGAGAAGGUGAACAGUGUUAAGACAAACGAAGAAGGACCCGAUAAAGGAUGGAGUUGGGUUGUCGCCUUCGCUGCAUUUUUAGUAAUGAUGUCAACGUUGGGAUUAUUUCGUUCAGCUGGUGUGCUUUACGUCGCUUUCAUCGACGCAUUUCACGUUACCAGGGAAACUGCUGCUUGGCCAUUUAGCCUGUGUUCAGCUGUGUUCAACAUGACAGGAUUACUGACUGGGGUUCUUCUCCAACACUUCUCAGCCCGGACAGUAACAUUGACUGGUGUAAUAGCGGCAUCUAGUGGUGUUGUUCUUUGUUUCGUAGCCAGUAACAUGACGUAUGUCACGGUCUUUAUUGGAGUGAUCUACGGAUUUGGACUUGGUCUAAUGAUGACAACCAACAUUGUUAUUGUCAACAAAUACUUCAAACGCUACAGGGCUACUGCUGUUGGAAUCUCGAUGGCUGGAUCUAGUGUUGGAUCAUUUUUUAUUCCACCUCUUACAGAAUAUCUUUUGGAGAUAUAUGGAUUAUAUGGUACCUUUCUCCUUCAAGGAGGUAUUAUUCUUCAAGGAGCCAUAGGCGCGUCUUUGUACAGGGAACCAUCUUGGAUACUUGAAAAAUUUCACGAGUCUCCAACAAGUAGGACUGAAAUAGUUCUAUUUGAGGAUUCCGAUGAAAAACAAAUGCCCUUGUUUCCAAAUGAGAAAUGUUCCAAGAAUACUUCAAAAAUGGCAGAAGAAUUCCAAGAUAAUGACUCGAGCGAUGUAAAAUGCAAAAACUCUAUUAACAGCAUUGAACUACCUCAUGACAUGGCAUCACAAUUACUUAAAACUAAAGAAAUAUGUGAGAAUGAAUCUACGAAAAAGCAGUCAUGCUCAUCGUUGACUCUGCACGUUGGAGACAACAAGAAAUUAACGAAGGAUGAAAUGUCAGGUGGCAAGUUGUUUGUUUUGAAAUCGUCCAUGGAUGUUUUAAAAUUUCACAUACUCCACAUGCUUGGGAUUGUCAAGGAUCCCAUGUUUUUCGUCAUAGCCUUGCCGAGAAUCAUUCUAGCCAACUGCAUGUUCACUUUUACUAUGGUGAUCGUGGAUUAUGGAAAAGACCAAGGUAUCCAUGAGUCCGUGGCUGUCUUCUUUCUGUCUGGAUUCUCUGCUGCAGACUUAGUGGGCCGCAUGGCUUCAGGAUGGAUUACAGAUUGUAAGCUGAUGAGGAGGAAGAACGUGUGUAUACUCACUUUGUUAGUGAUUGGUGGUUUAUAUGUCGUCUUGCCCUUUUGUAUCACAUUAAUGACAAUAAUGAUAGUGUCUAUCCUCAUGGGUGUCUCUUCAGGCACGGCCAUUAUACUUCAACCUGUAAUUAUGACAGAGUACCUUGGACUGGAGAAUUUGCCAUUUGCAUUGGGAUUUGUAAGCUUCCUAAACGCAUUCAUCUCUAUUUGUAGAUCUCCAUUGAUAG
Molecule: messenger RNA, 1515 nt
Organism: Limulus polyphemus (Atlantic horseshoe crab)
Lineage: Eukaryota; Metazoa; Arthropoda; Merostomata; Xiphosura; Limulidae
Product: monocarboxylate transporter 9-like
Exons: 3
Biological process (GO): transmembrane transport
Molecular function (GO): monocarboxylic acid transmembrane transporter activity
Source: RefSeq, a predicted model, not a curated record